AUGUCCGACGAACGCACGCCUCUCAUCCAGCACGUAGACGUGCGACCCCACCGCGACCGAUACCCACACCAUCGACUCCGCUUCAUAUGCACUUCGAUCCUGAGCACUCUCGUCUUUGGAGGCGGACUUGCCGCCGUUAUACUCUUCAGUCUCGGGUCAUUUGACGACCACCGCGAAUCUGCGCCCGUCUCAAAACAGUCGCUGUUCUCCGCCUCGCAGAUACCAGAAGGAUGGAUGCACAAGACGACGGCGGGAUAUGAAGAGCUGCAGAGCAUCCUCUUGAAUACGCCGGAUGCGGAGCAGGCGCGGUCCUGGAGCAGGUACUACACGAGCGGGCCGCAUCUGGCAGGAAAGAACCUCAGCCAGGCCCUGUGGACGAUGCAGAGGUGGCAAGAGUUUGGCAUUGCAAGCUCCAUCGUAGACUACGAUGUGUAUAUCAAUUACCCGAAAAGCCAUCGAUUGGCACUGUUGGAAAAGGGCGACGACAAGGAUGAAGCGCGCGACAGUCAUGCGCCGACUGAGGGCGAGUGGAAGGUCACAUACGAGGCACGACUGGAGGAGAAUGUGCUGGAGGAAGAUAAGUCGAGCCAGCUUGUAGACCGCAUACCCACCUUCCACGGCUACAGUGCUUCGGGCAACGUGACGGCGCAAUACGUGUUCGUCAAUUACGGCACGUUCCAGGACUUUGAGGACCUGCUGGCAGCAGACGUCAGCCUAGACGGAAAGAUUGCACUGGCAAGAUACGGUGGCGUAUUCCGAGGACUCAAGGUCAAGCGCGCGCAGGAACUGGGCAUGAUUGGAUGUGUCAUCUACACUGACCCUGGAGACGACGGCGAGGUUACUGAAGAGAAGGGCAUUGCGCCGUAUCCCGAAGGGCCUGCCCGAGAGCCAAGCAGCGUCCAGCGUGGGAGUGUUCAGUUCCUCAGCUUCGCUCCAGGCGACCCUACCACACCUGGUUAUCCCUCCAAGCCUGGCGCGCCUCGCCAGCCUACCAACAACGCGAUCCCGCAGAUCCCAUCGAUCCCCAUAUCCUACGAAGACGCGCUGCCUAUACUCAAGGCGCUCAACAGCCACGGCCCUAAGGCGACCUUGUUUGGAAAGAGCUGGCAGACUGGUGGAUUGGCAUACAAAGGCGUCAAAUACAACAUCGGUCCUUCACCUGAAAACUUGGUGCUCAACCUAGUAAACGAACAGGAAUAUACAACGACACCACUGUGGAAUGUUAUUGGUGUGAUCAACGGCACACUGGCUGAUGAAGUUGUGAUUCUGGGAAACCAUCGCGAUGCUUGGAUCGCUGGAGGAGCCGGAGACCCGAACAGUGGCUCUGCUGCCUUCAACGAAGUCAUUAGGAGUUUUGGCUUGGCUCUACAAACAGGCUGGAAGCCAUUGCGCACGAUUGUGUUUGCAAGCUGGGACGGCGAAGAAUAUGGCUUGAUUGGCAGCACUGAAUGGGUGGAGGAGUACUUGCCCUGGCUCUCGGGAUCUACAGUCGCAUAUUUGAAUGUCGAUGUUGCGACGGACGGACCUGACUUCAAGCUGGCUGCGGCACCUCUGUUGAAUCAGGUGGUGCAAGAAACCUUGAAACUUGUCACCUCGCCCAACACAACCGUUCAAGGACAAUCUGUUUACGAAGCCUGGGACAAGGUUAUUGACACGAUGGGUUCGGGCAGCGAUUUUACGGCCUUCCAAGACUUCGCCGGUAUACCAUCAAUGGAUAUGGGCUUCGGCUUCGACUCGAAGUCAGCUGUGUACCACUACCACAGUAACUACGACUCCAUGGACUGGAUGGAACGCUUCGGAGACCCUUCUUUCCAAUACCACGCGACAAUUGCAAAACUCUGGGGCCUCGUUGCUGCGAGACUGAUAGAGACUCCGGUGCUCCAGCUGAACGCGACUGAAUACAGCAUCGGACUGGAUAGUUACGUCGACAGUGUGAAACAGAAGGCAAAAGAAGCCAAAUACGGCGACAAGGAAGAUGAUGCCUUUGAAGCGAUGGACAACGCACUUGUGCAUUUCCGCUUUGCAGCUGCGAUCCAGGAUGCCACCGCCGCCCAGCUCCUUCUUGACUACUACAACAACGAUAUUCCAUGGUGGAAGCCUUGGGAGAAGGUCAAGCUCUACCUUGCUAUCCGCACCAUCAACACCAAGUACAAGCUGCUGGAAAGGAAGUUCCUAUACCCCGAGGGUCUGGACGGCCGACCAUGGUUCAAGCACGUUGUUUUUGCGCCUGGCAAGUGGACUGGAUAUGCAGGUGCUACAUUCCCCGGCAUUGUCGAAGGCAUCGACGAGAAGGACGAUGCUACAGUCAAGAAGUGGAUUGACAUUGCUAGUAAGGCAAUUGAUGCGGCGGCGGAUUGGUUGGAGGAGUAA
Parastagonospora nodorum SN15 is the source of this 2370-nucleotide messenger RNA. RefSeq lists its product as hypothetical. Gene Ontology annotation, molecular function: carboxypeptidase activity. The transcript has 3 exons. Bases 1 to 2370 code for a protein of 789 amino acids. Lineage: Eukaryota; Fungi; Ascomycota; Dothideomycetes; Pleosporales; Phaeosphaeriaceae. The record is from RefSeq and is a predicted model, not a curated record.